AUGGAAGUUGAGGAUUUCGGCCCUAUAAGCCUAGUAAGCAAGGGGAGACAAAUACUUGAUUCAGUUCUCAUUGCCAACGAGUGCUUGGAUCAUAGGUGCGGCUUUAGUAAUAGGUGGAUAUCCUCAAUGCUAGUUAAUGGCACCCCUGAUGGUUUUUUCAACAGUUCAUGUGGAUUGCGGCAAGGGGAUCCAUUGUCUCCCAUUCUCUUCGUUAUUGUUAUGAAGGUACUUGGUCAGAUGGUGAAGGCAGCUGUUGAUGGGGGUUUCUUAGCAAGUUUCCCGGUGAGUAGUGAUACUAAUGGUUCUAUCAUAAUCUCACAUCUCUUUUGUGAUGCGGACCCUGGCCAUAUUCAAGCUUUACACGCACUUUUGUUAUGCUUUGAAGCCGUGUCGGGGCUUGGCAAGUCAGAGAUGGUGGCGGUUGGAGUGGUGCCUAGAAUCAAUAGGCUGACAAAUCUCUUGGGCUGUAAAGUGUCUUCUCUACCCAUGAAAUACUUGGGCCUUCCAUUGGGGGCAACUUUUAAAGUAAGAGCUAUUGGGGAUGGAGUUAUUGAGAAAGUAGAGAAAAUGUUUGCUGGUUGGAAACGGUUGUAUUUAUCGAAAGUGGGCCGAAUUGCUCCUAUCAAGAGCACUUUAUCCAACCUUUCGACAUAUUUUCUAUCUCUUUUUCCAUUGCCUGCAAGGGUGGCGACUAGAAUCGAGAAAUUAUUUUGGACUUUCUUGUAG
Carya illinoinensis is the source of this 726-nucleotide messenger RNA. RefSeq lists its product as uncharacterized. The coding region runs from base 1 to 726 and encodes 241 amino acids. NCBI's taxonomy places the organism in Eukaryota, Viridiplantae, Streptophyta, Magnoliopsida, Fagales, Juglandaceae. The transcript has 3 exons. The record is from RefSeq and is a predicted model, not a curated record.